Molecule: messenger RNA, 6632 nt
Organism: Taeniopygia guttata (zebra finch)
Lineage: Eukaryota; Metazoa; Chordata; Aves; Passeriformes; Estrildidae
Gene: TBC1D5
Product: TBC1 domain family member 5
Biological process (GO): activation of GTPase activity
Molecular function (GO): GTPase activator activity
Source: RefSeq, a predicted model, not a curated record
GCGGGCAGGAGCCCUUCCCCUUCCCUUCCCUUCCCCGGGUCUCCCCCACCGCCUCCCCCUGCCCCGCGUCCCUCGCAGGGCGUCGGGCCGGCACUGGGGUCUGUGCGCCGCUCCGAGCCGCAGGGAGGGAGGGCGGGAGGGGAGGAAGGAGGGAGGCGGGGAGGGAGAGAGAGAGGCUGAGCCAGAUCUUCAUACCACUGCAGGCAGCAGCAGCAGCAGCAAAACUUCAGAAGGUUUGCAGAAGACAAUAAGAGAACCACCAAGAAGGCUAUUGCAGUGUUGUCGAUUCCAGAAGUCUGGUACCAGGACUGCCAUUUCAGCUUUCUCAUUGCUCCUGGUGGCUGGGGCAUAUCCCAAUGCUAUUUGCCUGUUGAAUGUGUGGAGAAUAUCCUUCUGAAGACAACUGUCUCCUUUGUGUUUGAGCACCUGCCACUAUAGAAGUCAAGGUCUUAAGGGAACACUGCUUCUUCAUCCUUGCUGUAUUCUUCCAUGUCAGGUCAAGACACUUGACAGAUAAAUACUCAUCAGUUAGAAUUUACUACUGCCAGUAUGUAUCAUUCUGUCUCUGAAACCAGUCACCCUUUGCAAACAGAGGAACAAGAGAUAGGCAUUGAUCCCUUGCAGAGUUUUUUGAACAAGCCAGGAGAAGGAGGAUCAAAUGAAAAUGGAAGCACACCCCCCACCUCAGAUUCAGAUGGAACUUUUAUGUCUUACAGUAAAGAAUGGGAAGAACUAUUUGUAAACAACAAUUACUUGGCAACUAUACGGCUGAAGGGGAUUAAUGGGCAGCUGAGAAGCAGCAGGUUCCGUAGUGUUUGCUGGAAGUUAUUUCUGGACGUUCUACCGCAAGACAGAAGUCAAUGGAUUAAAACCACUUCAGACUUAAGAACUUCUUACAGUAAGAUCAAAGAAAUUCACAUUACAAACCCACGGAAAGCAGGACAGCAAGAUCUGAUAAUCAAUAACCCACUCUCUCAGGACGAGGGGAGUCUUUGGAAUAAAUUUUUCCAGGAUAAAGAGCUUCGAGCAAUGAUUGAACAAGAUGUGACAAGAACCUUUCCUGAAAUGCAGUAUUUCCAGCAAGAGAAUGUAAGGAAAAUUCUUACAGAUGUUCUGUUCUGCUACGCCAGAGAAAAUGAGCAGUUGCUUUAUAAACAGGGCAUGCAUGAACUUCUAGCUCCCAUUGUCUUUAUCCUACAUUGUGACCACCAGGCUUUUUCGCAUGCCAGUGAAGCUGCACAGCCAAGUGAGGAAAUGAAAGUUCUUUUGAAUCCUGAAUAUCUGGAACAUGAUGCCUAUGCAAUGUUCACACGUCUGAUGAAAACAGCAGAACAUUGGUUUUCUACUUUUGAACAUGACAGUCAGAAGGAGAAAGAUGUCAUGAUAACACCUAUGCCCUUUGCAAGGCCGCAGGACUUGGGGCCAUCUAUUGCUAUUGUAGCAAAAGUAAAUCAAAUUCAGGAUCAUCUGCUGAAGAAACAUGAUAUUGAGCUGUACAUGCAUCUGAACCGACUGGAAAUUGCUCCACAGAUUUAUGGACUGCGAUGGGUAAGGCUCCUGUUUGGACGUGAAUUCCCUCUUCAGGAUCUUCUGGUUGUCUGGGAUGCUCUAUUUGCUGACAGUAUCACCCUGAAUUUAGUUGACUACAUUUUUGUAGCCAUGUUAUUGUAUAUCAGAGAUGCCUUGAUUUCAAGUAAUUAUCAGACCUGUUUGGGACUUUUGAUGCAUUAUCCACCUAUUGGAGAUGUUCACUCCCUUAUCCUAAGAGCACUUUUUCUCCGAGAUCCAAAGCGAAAUCCAAGACCGGUGACUCACCAGUUCCAACAAAAUUUAGAUUAUUACAAAGCACGUGGAGCAGACUUGAUGAACAAAACCCGUGCCAGUGCUAAAGCCACCCCUCUGAACAUAAACAAAGUCUCCAACAGCUUACUGAAUUUUGGCCGAAAGCUCAUUGCUCCGGCCAUGGCUUCGGGUGGGGCAGUGGGCACUCCUGCUGGCGGGAGCAGCUUCCCUCCCUCUUCAAUGCCAAGCAGGAGCACAGUGGAUGGCCCUCAGCACCACCAGCACCACCAGCACCACCAGCACCACCACCAGUCACAGCAGCAGAGGAUGAUGAAGUCUGAGAGCAUGCCAGUUCAGCUGGGCAAAGGCGAGGCGGGCGAGGCGGCGCCGCCGGGGCCGGUCCGGGCCCCGCAGCACGGCCCGGCCACCGCAGGCCAAAGUUCAAAAAACAUCAGUUCAUCUCCAAGCAUAGAGAGCUUGUCUGGAGGACGUGAAUUCACAGGAUCUCCACCUUUGUCUGCUUCAAAAAAGGAUUCCUUUUUCAGCACCAUCUCCCGCUCACGUUCCCAAAGCAAAACUAUGAGCAGAAAAGAGUCGAGGACAUGCUCCACGAUUUUUCCAAGGACUAAGGAGGAGGAAUUAGAGGCCCAGAUUUCAUUCCUACAAGGACAGCUAAAUGAUUUGGAAGCCAUGUGCAAAUAUUGUGCGAAGAUGAUGAACACGCAUCUUGGAAAUAUUCAGGAAGUCAUUUUGCAAGAACGCUUGGAAAAAGAAGAUGAAAUUCUGGUUUCCUUGGCUGGCUUGAAGCAGAUCAAGGAUAUCCUGAAAGGUUCCUUGCGUUUCAACCAGAGCCAGCUGGAAGCUGAAGAAAAUGAGCAAAUCACUAUUGCUGAUGAUCAUUACUGUUCCAAUAACCAGAACAAAGGGGCAAGUGAUGUCCUAAAGGGACCUGUAAUGACAAAGCAGCAGUUCAUCUCAGCACAACAGACUACAACUGACCCAAGCACUAGUGAGAGCAAGAGUGCUGAUGACUAUAUUAUGGUUUCCAAAGAAGAGGAGAGAAGUAAAAGUGCUGCUCCAGAGCCGGUGCAGGCCCUUCAGGCGCACAAGGAGGCAGCGGUGAAGCCAGAAGCUCCAUCUCGUUCUUCUUUGAUAUUUUCUGACCCUCUGAUGGCUUCCAUUUCAGCCUCCUCCAGCAACCUGAGCUCCAGCCCUGAUGACGACAGUAGUAAUAACAGCAAAGAUUCUGACUUUGCUAUUGUUAGCCCACUGGACAUCUAAAGAAACAGGUUGGGAGAGUUUGGGAAAUCUGUCAUUACAACUCAGCUCUAAUUUCUAUGAAUCCACGGGUUGGAUAGUUCUUUGUAUUACAAGGACAGAAAAAAGAUAAAGGUAGCCCAUUUCAGGUGUCAAAAGCCUAAAUUAAAAUAAAAAGGCAAGCAAACAAACAAAAGAAGACAUAAAUUUGCUACUUUAAAAAAAUUAUAUAUACAUUUUAAUAACUGCCUUAAAGAAAGACCCAGUAAAACAUAGUUCUAAUAUAAAGUUAUUAAUUAUGCUGUUAUCCUACUUAGGAGCUUUGUUACUAUAGAACUGUUGCUUUCCAAAAACAUAAGAGUAGUAUAUGCUAGGUACCAUAAUGGAAAUGUGUGGAUACUUGGCAUCAGACAGCAGCAAAGACAGGCUAGGUUUAAUAUUAUCCUUUUACAAAAUAUGCUUGACUGGGUUUUCUGUAUAAGAAAGGGUACUGUUUCUUCAGAGACUGUGAUUAGAGAAGUAGGGAAUGAGUAUCAAAAAGAUUAAAAGCAUCAUCCUGGUAGGAAGUUUGUUCUCGCUUGAGGAAUCCUAGUUUCUUCAUUUUCAUCCUGCAAUGGCCUGAGGUGUGUUCAGGGCAGAGGUUUGUGUAGUUGUUCCUCAGUGCUUACAGGAGACUUAUGUGACAAAACUCCUUGAGAACGGGGACCUACACAACAGAGCCUUAUUUGCCUUUCUCUAAUUUUUCCCCUUGAGAGUUCCCAGUUCAUCUCUUUCAUUCUUUAUCUUUGUCUACUUUUACUUCCCCUGGCAUGAUUUUUUAAAUUUUACUCAGACUACCCCAGUUAAAAAGUAGGUGCAAGGGAAAUAACAGUAUUUCAUAGUGUAGAUCUGAGCUGGUUGAACUAAAGCUAGCCCGAGUAUGAUAACUUACCAGGGAAGGUUGCAAAGUGAAGUGAAACGUUCAUAAUUAAAAGCACUUUAUGUCUCAUUGCUAUUAUCUUCUAUAGACUCUGUUUACAUAUAUUCCUAUAUGAUUUCUGUAUUUCUAAUCACAAGAAACAUAAUGGUGCAGCAGCGUUAACCAACAGAAAGUUUCUAAUUAACUCUGUUACUUAUUCUUCUAUGGAAAAGUGUAUUUUCUUCCCAUCAAGUCCACAGUACAUUUAGUAACAGCUUUUUUCAAGUAGAUAAGGGAGGGCUUUCUGUACUUUCUAAUUUGUUUAACCUCUGUUGGAAUUCACAAAACAAAACUGGUGGUGAGUAGACCGCUCCUCUUGCAGGAGCUACACAGUUAGCUUUAGGAAAGAACAUUAGUAUGUCACUCUGUCACAGCAGCAAAAAAAAAAAGCAUUAUUUGCUUUUAAGAUGCAUAUACAUUAUACCAUGCAAUAACUUCCUAUUUGCAUGGCAAAGCUUGUGUUUGUUCAAAGUUAUGAAAUUGUAGUUAUUUGCUGCUUAGUCUGUAACUGUAAAUUAAGUACUGUAUCCCAAAGAUGAGGUGACAUGUAAUUUGCUGGUCUUAGAUUUUAAAGAUCUGUGUCAGUGACUGAAGAGUUAAUUGUCAUGUAAUUAGAUGGUAGCUACCAUCCUUACAUGUUCAAAAGCCACCAUGUAGUUCUUCGGAGAUUAUUUGUGCCUUGUAAAAUGUUAAAAUAGUAGAAAGUUGUGAGCAGGCAUAGCAUCGCACCUCUCUGCAACAGAGUGAUGCAAACAGUCAGAUGACUAUUUAGAUGAAAGAUCUUAACAUUUUGGAGAGGUGUUUAUUUUGGUUUCAUUUUAAGCUUCAUGAAAGAUCACUUUGGAAUUAAGUAUGCAUGCCUGUCUCCAGUUUAUUUUAUUACCCUGAGUUUGUAUGAAUGCCAGGGGAUUGGGUGGCUGGUUGAUUUACUUAGGUCUUUCAAGCUUUUCUAGCCUUAACAUAUGCAGCAAGGCUUGUGGCUCCAUCAGCAAAAGAUGGCUGUUGAAGAAGUACCUGUGGAAAGAGGAAGGAAAUAUUCUGGAGACAGCAAGAAAAGUUUUAUAUUCUGUGAUACAUGAACCUUCAAAGAUUCCAGUAGCUUGGCAGGAGAAAAUGUUUUUACUUCUUUUUUAUUUUUUUAAGCAUCAGUCUUUUGAUUUCUAUUCUAGUAGGUUGUUUCAGGGAUCACAUUGCUAUUUUCUUGAACAGUCUCAUUGCCAAUGGAAGAGUGUGAUUUGUACAGGUUUUUUAUUUUUGUAAAUGAGUUGUAUCUUUAAUCUUGCAUAUUUUAAAAAGUAGUGAAAGUAUAUAAAGAUUUUGGGAAGUUUCUAAGAAGAAUCAGUGAAUACCUAUAAGCUGAAUGCGUAUCAUGCCAUGUGAUAUGAUAAAAAUCUUCCAAAGCAGAGAGAUGAUUAUACAAAUAAGAUCAGAGUAACUCCAGUAAAUGAAUCUGGUUUGGUUGUACCAUGUCCUUUUACAUCUAAAAUAUGUUUUCUCUGAAAUUUUAUCAUAGUGCAGAGAUAAUUAAAAGUAUUUUAUUAUAUUCAUUAAGUUAAAAACUCGUGAGUUAGAUAAAAUGUCAGAUCAUCACCCUGUUUUGUGUUAUGUUAAGAAUAUACUGAAAGAGAAAUUGUCAUUUAAAAUACAAGAUUACUCUUUUUCUCUGGAAAUGACCUGCUCGUAAUGUUCAUGGAUAACAAUAAUCAGAUAGAAAAAUUUUAAGCAUUGCAAAUUGCUGAUAAAAACUGAUGCAGCAUUAAGACUGCUGAUCUGAGACUGUUUUACUGUAUCUCACAUCUGUAAUUUAUUACUUUAAAGUCUCUUGCAUGUCAUGUCAGUUGUAUGUACUGCAGAAGGGCAGUACCAUAUUUUGACUGGGUAUUGAUUUAGUUGUGGAGCUUUGUAUCUUUACUCUGGAAGAACAUUUAGCCUGCUUUAUUAAAGAAAGAAUUAACAAACUUUCUGGGUUGUGUUUGUGCUGUUUUCUCAAAAAAGAGGGAAAGCUUUUUGGCUAGAAUACUGGAAGUAAAAUUUCUGAGAGUUAGGAUGAUUAAAACUUUAAAACUCUCUAUAUAAGCACAAAGUUUAUUAAUACUUUAAUCAGAUUUUAUGUAUGUAAUCCAGGGAAUAAAACUGCUUGUCAUUUAUCUCAACUAAAUAUUAUAGUAUAUUUCCUGUUUUACAAAAUUUCUUGUAUCUGAAAAUGAACCAGUAUAUAACUAUUUACCAUGACAUAAUUUCUCUGUAAUUUCAUGAAGCUCGGUAUAGUGUCAUCAUUGUUUCUCAAUAACCAUGCUGGUAUCUAUACAGUACAUUUCUGAAUCUCUAUACUUGAAUUCACAUUAUGAACUCUUUCCCAUGAUUCUCCAGUAUGUUCUCUUUAAAUGGCAUAGAGGCAACUAUUUUAAAGAUUAUAUUUCAUAUUUAAGGUGUGUUUGUACCUGGCAGUUACAAUGUCAUCAGUUCAAAUACAUCCUAAUGUGAACAGAUUUUCAAAUUCUUAAUGUCAGCCCUUAAAUUAUACUUUUGAUUUUGUGUUGCAUGUGUUGGUCUAGAAUGGAUGGUUCUAAUGGUUUAUUAGACUUGAAAAGGUACAAUUUCAUAAAAUAAACUUAAUUUGGCUACAGAAUAGUAA